AUGGGCGUAGUUUCAAGUGAUAGUCAAAAGAACGGAGGCAAUGAAGAGGCUGAAGCAGAAAAAACAGAUCAAGAAAAGCCCCUCAGGGUUUCUAAAGACCGACAAAAGAGUAGUGUAUCCGAGGAGCCAACAGAGUCUGCAACAUCCCCCAAACCUGGAGAGGCCAAGAAAGUUUCUCCCAGUGACACGCUGGUACGGCGCUCUAUCAGUCAGCAAAAGUCAGGGGUGUCUGUCACUAUCGAUGACCCCAUCCGCACAAACAGACAACCAUCACCCCCACGAGGAAAAGUCUCAAAGAUCAUCCAUGUGACCAAUUUAGUUCGGCCCUUCACAGUGGGUCAACUUAAAGAGCUGCUAAGCCAAACUGGGAGCGUGGUGGAGGACGGUUUCUGGAUUGAUAAGAUCAAGUCUCACUGCUAUGUCACAUACUCUACAGAAGAGGAAGCAGUUUCUACCAGAAACGCCCUUCAUGGAGUAAAAUGGCCUCAGAGCAAUCCCAAAGUCCUCAGUGUGGACUUCAGUGAGCAGGAUGAGUUGGACUUCCACAAAGGCAUCCUUAAAGUCAAAAAGGAACCGGACCACGGCAUCCCAGCGCCCAGUGGACCUCACCCGAACAGACUGCCCCCUCUCAUGCCAGAACGAGACAGAGACCGGGACAGAGAUAGAGACAGAGACCGCGAGCGGGACAGAGGGCUGGGCGUGGUCCGGGACCUAUGGGCGGAGCGUGAGCGGGAGAUGGAGCGGAGAGAGCGGGCUAGGGGGGAGAGAGAGUGGGACCGCGACAAGAUCAGGGAGUUCGCUCGACCAGGGGAGGACGCACGGCGAUCUAGGUCCAGAGAACGAGACCGCCGGAGACGAGAGCGUGCCAAAAGCAAGGAGAGAAAAUCUGAUAAGAAAGAGAAGGGAGAUGAGCCUCCAGCCAAACUUCUUGAUGACUUGUUCUUGAAAACCAAAGCUGCACCUUGUAUAUACUGGCUCCCUCUGACUGAAGAACAGGCAGCACAGCGUGUUUUGGCCCGCUCAGAACGCAAAAAAGAACGAGAACGAAUACGCAAAGAGAUGGACGAGGAGGACAAGAAGCGAGAGGAGGAGAAGAGGGAGCGACUCAAGGCUCGUGAGAAGGAGGGCGGGGCUGCUGGUGGUGGGGGUACAGCUCGCCGAGUGCCUGAGGGGGACCGAGGCCGGGAGGGGGAGCGGAGGAGGGACAGUGCUCGUGGGCCCAGGCGUCUCUCCGCAGGAAACCCACGACGAUCCCGUAGCCGUAGCAACCCCAGGGACCGGCGACGCUGAAGGGCUUACAUGGGCAGCUUCAGAGCCGACAGGUGGAGGUGUAAGGAGACUAAGCUGAUGGGGCUCCUCACCACCUCACGCUCUAUGGUCCAUUUCAAAGCUGGUAUGGUCUUCCACACACCUCACGUCACCUCAUAGGGAUUUGCGGUUUUGAUUCAUGACUCCUUGCGGCUCCUUUGUCUUCCUGCUGCAGAGUACCGUCCGUCUUUGUCCUGUAGGGGGCACUGUUUCUCCUUCUUUGUCAUGUUUUUUCUUCAGUCCAGAGGCUCCUUCACUUUCCCAGAGGUUUUAAAGCUCGACUAUUUUAGUUCUGUGGGCGCACACUUCCUCUUUGUGACUCUGUAACACCAUAGACCCUGUACAUUUAUGUAUUACAUUAGUUUUUAAUGUUCUUCAGCACUGAGAUUUUUUUUUUUUUUGUAAAUCAUUGAGGCAAAGAUGGUGUUUUACUCAGGCAUUCUCUCAUUUCAGCCCUAUAGUCAACAUAAAACUCCAUAAUUACGUUUUGAGAGUAUGAAUUUCCUUUCCAGUUCAAGGGUGUACCGUUUUCAGUGAGGUGAACAACCUGUCGUGUCCAGUUGGGAGAAAAAAAAAAACUCCCUUUGAUUUUCUAAUCAUAUAUAUACAAGGUAAAAGAAGUUUGUCAAAUAAGAGUAAUGGUUGCAGUUUUAAUAUUUUUAAUUUUGCUUUUAGUUGAAUUUUGUUUUAGGUGCUGAAUGUACUGAGAAUUUAAAUGAAUAAAUGAAAAUGGUUAUCAAA
Messenger RNA from Boleophthalmus pectinirostris (great blue-spotted mudskipper), 2049 nucleotides. RefSeq names its product apoptotic chromatin condensation inducer 1b (gene acin1b). The coding region runs from base 1 to 1290 and encodes 429 amino acids. The record is from RefSeq and is a predicted model, not a curated record. The transcript has 8 exons. Lineage: Eukaryota; Metazoa; Chordata; Actinopteri; Gobiiformes; Gobiidae. Gene Ontology annotation, molecular function: RNA binding.